Messenger RNA from Maylandia zebra (zebra mbuna), 6133 nucleotides. Lineage: Eukaryota; Metazoa; Chordata; Actinopteri; Cichliformes; Cichlidae. The record is from RefSeq and is a predicted model, not a curated record.
UUGCUCUCUGAGGGUUUUUCCAGAGGUUGCUCCGUUAAUCCUGUAUGUAAAUUGCAGCCAAUAGAUGCUGUUGUUGAGUUGGGCUGGGAUUAGCAGGAGGCGAAUGAGUUUCAAUUUUACUGGAUUACAGAACAAAGAAAGGGGAAAGGGACACCCUGCUCUGUUAAGGGGAAAAAACAGACAUAAAACUAAGAAAAAAAAAUACACAAAUAGCAGACAACGGGACGUGAGCUCGAAGUCGUCGUUGUGAUGAUCCGGAUUACGAUGUUUUAGCAGAUGGCACAGCUACAUUGUGGAUGGGAAUUGUGAGCGUUUCUGAUGGAUUAAAACGGGGGAAUAAACCUAUUCCGGGAUUGACAGCAGCAACAAGGCUAUUUAAUCGCUAAUUAAGAGGCAUGGCUCAGAUCAGGAAGCUGGCAUGCGACGGCAUCAGGACGAACUCCCGCGGCGAGCCACAGGUCCCGCUGGUGUCAGCCAGACAGGAGAUCCUCACCAGCCUGGUGUCUGCCCUCGACUCAGUGUGCAUGGCGAUGUCUAAACUAAACGCCGAGGUGGCGUGCGUCACCGUGCACGAGGACAGCGUGAUCGCCGUCGGCACAGAAAAGGGGAGAGUGUUCCUCAACUCCAGGAGGGAAAUCCAAACAGACUUCUACAAGUUUUGCCGGGUGCCAUGCCUGCAAAAUCUGACUGCAGCAAAUUCCCAUACCAAAGACCAGGAGGGCGAUCUCAGCAAACUGAGUAAGGAUGCUGAACAUGGGAAACCGAGAGCUCCAUCAGAUGCCCAGUCCAACAUCUUUGUUCUGAGGAAGAUGGUGGAGGAGGUCUUCACUGUGCUCUACAGUGAGGCUGUGGGAAAGAGCAGCCUGGUCCCUGUGCCUUAUGAGUGGAUCCAGAAGGACCCCGGCUGCGUGGUGGCUCAUGGUUUGCCUGAGGGAGUCGCCCUGAAGAAGCCCUCUGAGUAUGACACCAAGACACUGAUGAAGAUCCUGGAGCAGAGCCAUCGCAUCCACUUCACCGUGAAAAGGCAACCGGAAGAUUUGUCUCGAGAAACCAAGUCUAGCACUGAUGUCAAUCACAACGCUUCCACUGCGGUCAUGACGCAAAGCAGCCACGGCCCAGCGAAGACAACCGCGCAAGCAGUCACGUCGUCAAGUCCCGCCACUUCCAGCAACUCUGUUCUGUCAAACUUCCUGUACGGCAUGCCCAUGUCCUCCAAACCCCACCCAGACGGCAAGCUGGAUUUCAAACCCAUGUCUCUCCUCAACCUGGGCAAGGACAGGCUGGCCAACUGGACACCUGGGUCAGAGAAGAGCACAUCUGUGAAAGACAGUGCUAACACUGAUGAGACCACAAGGCUACCUGGUGAGCAGGGUCAGAGCCCUACUGGCAUCCACAUCUCAAAGAGGCUACUCUUCUCCAUCGUGCAUGAAAAAUCAGAAAAAUGGGACGCGUUCAUUCGGGAAACAGAAGACAUCAACACGCUGAGAGAGUGCGUUCAGAUCUUGUUCAACAGCAGAUACGCUGAGGCAUUGGGUCUAGAUCACAUGGUGCCUGUCCCCUACCGCAAAAUAGCCUGCGAUCCAGGGGCCGUGGAGAUCAUCGGCAUCCCCGACCAGAUCCCCUUCAAGAGACCGUGCACAUACGGAGUCCCCAAGCUCAAACGCAUCCUGGAUGAGCGCCACGGAAUCCGCUUUAUAGUCAAACGAAUGUUUGAUGAGAGGAUCUUUACCGCUGCUGGCAAGAUUGCAAGGGAGGAGGGCAAGCACGACCUGGGCUCUACGCCCGAAGACAGCUUCCCUGACAAUCUGAGAAUCCCGCCCACCACAGCCGAGCUGGUCAGCAAUCCUCACAGCAGCAGAUCAACCAGUGCUUGUGUGAGUCCCUUGGCUGAGUGCGAAGCAGGUCCUUCAGGAGAUUGCAUUCCUUUGAGGAGGAUUAAAACAGAGCCUCCAGACGGGGAAAUCAUUCAAGUUACGGUGCCAGAUGCCGGCACGAGUGGGGAGGAGCCCAGCGAGUCUGUGGCCGAGCCCGUCGCCGCCGCACCGUGUCCAGCCACAGCCUCGCCCUCUGCUCCAUCUGCCUCGUCUGCCCCGCCCCCCGCUCCUUCGGCUCCCCACCACUCAAUGGAAAACCACGCAGCUGAAGCUCUGUCACCCACUGCUGCCCCGCAGAGCAUAAGAAGAUCUUCUGAAGCAGGGAGCCUGGUGGAGGACAUCGGUGAAAUGAUUCUUCAGCUGCGGAGACAAGUGGAGAGCAUCUUCAGCAUUAAGUAUGCUGAAGCCCUGGGCCUUCCUGAACCAACCAAGGUGCCGUACUCCAAAUUCCAGAUGUACCCUGAGGAUCUGUAUGUAACCGGGCUGCCAGAGGGAAUCUCUAUCCGAAGACCCAACUGUUUCGGAGCAGCCAAACUACGCAAGAUCCUGGCUGCCAGCAGUCAGAUCCAGUUUGUUAUCAAAAGACCCGAGCUCUUAGCUGAGCAGGUAAAACAAGAGAUGCCUUCCAUCCCGAUCUGUGAUUCAGAGCUGGAUGCCAAGGAUGCAGCACCAGUAACGGAGGACACUGCGGCUGUAUCCAAGAGACCUGGAUUCUCAGAGUGCUUGGAGUCCAAGCUGUCCAGAAUCGACCUGGCCAACACGCUGCGAGAGCAGGUCCAAGAUCUCUUCAACAGGAAGUAUGGGGAGGCAUUGGGCAUCAAGUACCCGGUCCAAGUGCCUUACAAAAGGAUCAAGAACAACCCGGACUCGGUCAUCAUCGAGGGCCUUCCCCCCGGCAUCCCCUUCAGGAAGCCCUGCACCUUCGGCUCCCAGAACCUGGAGAGGAUCCUGGCUGUCGCUGACAAAAUCAGCUUCACCAUCACCAGACCAUUUCAAGGACUUAUUCCAAAACCAGCACCUCGACGAGUCACUUUACUAAAGAAGGCCUACGCUUCAAUAAAUGAUGAUGACGACAUUAACCGCAUGGGGGAGAAAGUAGUCCUUCGAGAGCAAGUCAAGGAACUCUUCAACAAGAAAUACGGUGAGGCUCUGGGCUUAGAUCGCUCCGUCGUGGUCCCGUACAAGCUAAUCCGCGGCAGUCCAGAGUCUAUAGAAGUUAGUGGCCUUCCAGACGAAAUCCCUUUCCGAAACCCAAACACCUACGACAUCGUGUGCCUGGAGAAAAUCCUUCAAGCCGCAGAUAAAAUAACAUUCAACAUCAAGAGCCAGCUACAACCUUUUGCAGAAAUCUGUAGCCAAGCUUGUAACACAGUAGGAACAGACGCCUCCACUAAUCGACGGAAACGCAAGAGAGUCCAGGAGAGCAACCAAGUGCCUGCCUCCUCCGACCUGGGAAUAUCAAGCAAUCAGAUUCCAGUGAUGGUCCUUAAAGACUCUUAAAAACCUUAAAUACACUUUGAUUUCAGAGCUACAGCAUGCUGGCCUGCUGUUAGGGCAAAAAUGCACUUUAAUAAGGAAGCCCCCCUUUACCUCGACUUAACUGUAGCUUCGAUCAGUCAGAGAAACUCAAGCAUUUAAGACGCCUAACAGAAUGCGUAUCAGCUUAAGUGCAGUGUAUGUGGAGCAUUUAGCUGCUGUCAGACUGCAGCCAUCACCAGUCCCGACAGGUGGCACAGCCUCUCUUCCUGUGACAGGUAGGUUUAUAGUAGCGGUUUUAGCAAAGUGGAAGGUAAGCAGCGCAGCUAUUCAGGACUGACUGAGAAAAUGAGCGGUUAUAUAUCAGCCGUGUCACUGACUCUGACGACACGAUGUGUUAACGCGCACAAGGAGGAAAGGAACACAGCUAGCACUGCUAACGUUAGCCACGCUGUAUCCAGGGAUGUCAGGAUGUAAAGUUUCAAACUCAAUACUGAUAACGAGGGAAACGGGGAAAACUUCGAUGAUCCAUCAUAACAGAACAAGAUCCUGGCAGCAGGAAAUAGGACAGGAGUUCCUUGUUGAACUUCCACGUAGGCUUCAUGUAUAACUGCGAGAGCUACAGCUCUGCUUGUUUUCUGUGCUUCUGGUGACUUGGUAGCAUAUUUACCAUAUUUAUCCCUUUAAUGUCUGGUAGAUGUUUUAGAAACAACACAUUAUUAGACACAAAUAGUUAAACUGAUGCUCCCUGUUAAUGUCCCAGCUCACACGUUAACUAGCCAGAACCACAAUGGUACAAUGAUAACUGAACAAACGGAGAAUGUAGCAGCCAGGUAACAGUUAAAUGAUGUGGUGACUGUUUAAUGGUUCAGCGUCGUUGUACCAGGAACUUUUACUGACCUCUCAAAUCCCUCAAAGACCAGGAUGUCGGCGUUUACGAUGCUUUGCAAAGGUUGUUUCAGCUUCGUUGCCACCACUUGGUUGUCUUGUUUGCAUGCAGGCUUAUUGCAUCCUCGGCCUUUCCCUGGCAUUUUGCUUCAUAUGCAAAGUCUAUCAUGCUACGCCAGCUCACUGACUGUUGGUGUGUUCAGCUGCUAGUGAGGGGUGGAGCUGUGAACUGGAGAAGGCAAAGAUGGCACUGUUGGUGUUUUUUGAUUGAUUGAUUGAUUGAUUUUUUGUGGGGGGGGUGUAACCUUUUUGUACCCAUUAAUUUCAUUUUUGUUACAUCCCACAUUUCUCUAUAAUUUAUUCCUCGUAGUUUGUUUAUUUUAAACAAAUAAAAUCAUUUAAGGGGAUGAUGAUGUAGAGGUCUCAAAACUCGUGGGUCAAAUAUGAUACACUUCGCCUUAUUGGGUUAAAGCACAUCUAAUAUCAGAUCAGUAAAAAGCUGAUGGUCCUCUCCCCAUAAGUUCAUGUUUUCUCAAUCUUCUUAAUGCGAUAACUUCAAAACAAGAUGACGUAGGAUUGUGAAAUUGAUACCACAGGUGCGUCUACUAGGAGGCUGAGGAGUAAAUUAGUGACUAGGCACGUCCUUCAUCUGUGGUGAUACCUCCAUACAAAUGGGCAGGCUAAGCAAACCAGAGAGCUGGCAUAAAUUGGAUAAUUUAGAAAAAAGCCAAAAGAUAUUGGCGUGAAAAGGCAGGAAACCCCGGUCGCUGAUGGAGUCGGAGUCGAUAAAACACCUUAAACUGCAGUAGAUGACUGUGUGUUCAACUGUAAGUACUGAAAUGUAAUAUUAAAACAGGUUUAGAGGCAAGGUCAGCAACAUUUUGCAGUAAUGAAAUCAUUUUCUCCACCAUUAUGCUUCUUCCCUGCAGCAGUGGCCCAUGUACAUGGUGGACUACAGUGGAGUGAACGUGCAGGUUCCCGGGAAAGUCAAUUACUGAAGGAGGAACCAGGGCGGCAGCAAAGGGAUUCAAGGAGGAGUUUGUCAACACUCGCCACUCUUCCACAGUGCAACACUAACACUUUACCAGUGCUACAACUUAACGAUCUCUCCAGACUGAAUACAGAGAGCUGCAGGUUUGACUCUGAGAAUGAUGCUCGAGUGUUGAGGAACAACAGAAUGUAUGUGGGUCGAAACGUUGCAGGGCAGAUGUCGGCUCGACGGGACUGCUAUCAGCUGGUCGCGACAGUAAUCUUGUUGUUUUUUUUACAAACUGCAAAUAUUACCGACGUCGUGUUAUUUGCCCUUGCAUUUUAUAAAAUGAGUCAUGCUGUUGUUUUCCAGCAUUUGGUUGCAAUGUAUUACUGACAGAAAAUGUCUUUCAUAAUGAUAUGGUUCCAUAUUAUUCAGAUAUUUGUACUUUUUAUUUAUUAUAUUUAUUAUUAAAAUAUAACAUUAUGUGCAGGGAUGUAAAAUAUAUUAUUCUGUUACACAGCUCUUCGAGGAACUAUCAGAACACUAACAGAUGCUACUAGCACUCAGUAACUACAGGUAACCGCUGAAAACAUGAUUAAAAUGAAGUGUCUUAAUUGGGUGUUGGGGUGACGGCAAGAUUUUAGAAAUUAAAGGAGACAAAACGGACUCAGUCUGCCCCACGGAGCAGGGAAAACCUCUGCUCGCAUUGAAAACGAGACACUCGGUAAACAGCCUUUUUUAUGUUAGCACUACAUUAACGAUUUGUAAAAUAUUGUCAUUUUAAGUCAGCCUGAAUGUAUCAUGUAAAGAAAAGAAUGGUAUGUUAUUCUGCGGUGACUGUCUCUGGACUAACAAUAUUUAAUAUGCUGUACCUUAACGCCAAUUAGGCCUUUGAAAUAAAAUGUGUUGCCUUGCACUUUCA